Molecule: messenger RNA, 5142 nt
Organism: Megachile rotundata (alfalfa leafcutting bee)
Lineage: Eukaryota; Metazoa; Arthropoda; Insecta; Hymenoptera; Megachilidae
Gene: L
Product: zinc finger protein Lobe
Biological process (GO): regulation of transcription by RNA polymerase II
Cellular component (GO): nucleus
Molecular function (GO): DNA-binding transcription factor activity, RNA polymerase II-specific; RNA polymerase II transcription regulatory region sequence-specific DNA binding
Source: RefSeq, a predicted model, not a curated record
GGUAGCGGCUAGCCGUCAUUCACCGCGCGUCUUUCGAGCGCGUUCGUUUGGUGUGCCGCGUAGUGACAUAUUUUAAACGGGACGCGUACUCGAGUGAUGCGAAACCACGUGGUUUCCGAGAUCGUUACGGAGAUUCGUGCGUAAAAACAACCGAGUGAAAUAGUUGGAUAAGUUUUGUUCGAAAUUAUUGGUACGAGCGAUCGGAAUGGUUUUUUCGAUAGCCGUGUAACACGGAUUCGCAACGCACGAAGAUGUUAUUGUUCGUUACCAUGGUUACGAAGCGCGGGUAACCGCGAUAGAGAGAGAGUAAUUUGUCGUCGAAAUUGGCGCGAAAUCGUCGAUCUUGACCGGUAGUAGGUAUUCGCGUUCGUGUUCUGUAAGCGAUGCGUUUUUCGAAAGAAAUGAUCUGAACGUUUUGCCAACGGUGCGUUUUUCGAAAGAAAUCGUCGACGUUCGGUCACUGUGUGGUCGUUUAGUGCGCGAAUGUAUCGUGUUCCGUGAAAAGUGCGAAAUGUGACUGAAUGAUCGUUACCGAUCCGUUAUUGCAACCUGGCCGGCGGUGCAACGAGCCACCCUGAUAUGUCCAGAAGGAAGCAGGCGAAACCUCGAUCUCUGAAACGAGACGAAGAGUGGGACGAGGGAAACGAGCCGAAUGUCCUGGAGCUAACCGAACAGGAUAACGAGACCACGGGAAUUAAGCAGGAUGAAGAAGAGGAAGAGGAAGAGGAGGAACUGCAACGCGCGUUCGGUCGUCAUUCCGAGGAAUUUUUGCCCGAAAGAAGACCAUCGUCGGUUCAAGGGGCGGAUUUGGAGAACCAAAACAGUCUCGACAGCGAAAGACGGUAAGGGAAGAGAGCUCGGAGGGUGGUCGAUCUCUCGAAGGAUCGCUACCGGAAUUUUCGAGUUGUCCAGAGAUAGCUUCUCGAAACCGAGAGAAAACUAAUUUGUUCGCUUAGAAAAUCGUCCGAUUCCCCGAGAGACCUCCAGCUGAAACUAUUCGAUACGCCGGAGCAGGAAAUUUGAAAAACUGCCAGUCACACUUUGGAAGAGCGACCUGCUCCAAAAACCUCGACAACCCGGAUGAAAAUUACACGGAGAUUAAGCUUCUGUAGGAUACCGACACGUAUCGGCCAUUUUUUCGAAUAAACGCGAUUUAAAUGUUCCGAAACGCUUUAUCGGACAUUCUACGGGCCGCUCUCUUCCAACACCGCCGGUAAAUUAAUUUGAAAUUUACGAAAGAUCGUAAAAGUAGCCAGGAAAAUUUACGAAUCGGGAAGUAAUUAACGAUGCGUCAUCGGGUAGAUUAUCGGGAGAUUAGGAGAAAACGCUGAUAGAGAUCGAAGAUAUUGUCGAGGCAAUUACUUGGAAAGUACUCGUGAGUUUUAAUUACACCAGACAGACCGAUCGUACACGCGUAUACGUCGUUUCGUUGCGAAACGAAAGGUAGUUGAAAAAAUGACUUUAUUUUCGCGACGUUCGUCUAAUUUCUGGGGAAAUGAUAGCGAUCGAAGAAAGGAAAAUAAUUUCGGAAACGAAAUCUGUUCGUACGAAGAAACUGUUGUCCAUUAAGCAAAAGUCGUAAACCUUUGGACUAAUGGUCACGCGACUUAAGACGAGGGUGUUUAGGUUCUUUGAUCCUGAAGAUGGCGGUUAAGAUAAACCGCGUCUAGGGUGCACCGUUUACUCGGGUAGCCACUUCCGGUCAGAAGGUUGUUUCCUGACUCGAGAAGCUGAACUUACCCUCCACCGAACCGGAAACUUACCCCUUCUUACGCGAAAUGCCUUUAAAUUUAUCGUACCCAGAGAACGUAACUUUCGUUUCUUGCCUUUCGACGCUUUAUCACCGUUUCUACUAUUAUAUUAUUUAAAUACCGCUCGAAUAAAAAACGUACUCGUUUCGGAGAUUCGUAAAGAGGAAAAAAACGCUCGUUGCGAAUACGAUCGACGGCGCUUUAUCGGCUGAUAGAAUUCGAAAAUUAUUUCGAAACGUAGCAGUAUUCGCAGGGGCACGGUUCAAGCGGAUCGAUUACUUAUGUACAUCGUUUAUGAAAUUUCGCGUUCGGUAGGAUUAUCGCGAGAACGAUUACGUUCAGACGGUUAAACCGGAAGUACCCUAAGAGAGUAACAACUACCGGUCUCUGCGUUUCUCGGGAUUGUCGAGACAGUUUCGAGAAGUUUAUGUUCCUUGACCGGAAGUUGCUUUACCAUUAACUCGAAUUUGCAUUUCGCUCGAAAACAAACGAAACGGUCGCUAAAAGACACUUUGAUACGAUUUAUUUCCACGAUUGCCAUAACCGGUGUAUCCUUUUUUCGGAUUCUCUAGAUAGAAACGGAUCGAAAGCGAGAGAAAAAAGUUUCCACUCGAUCGAACACGACGAUGGUUAAUCGAAAGAUAAAGAAUCGUAUCUAGAAGAUAAUUGUUCGAGGCUAGUUCUCGCAACGUUAUCGGCGCGACAGCGCAUCCGGUUGAAAAGAAAACACGACUUUUCCGUGUUACUCGUUCAAAUUUAUCGCGCUCGAACAAACACCGAAGAAAGAAACGAUUCGCCGCUCGUAAUCGGUUCGAUAUCUCGACAGAUGUUUCGGUCGUUGAAUGAAUUUGUUUGCCGGUGAGCAAUUUACGGCGAGCAAAGUACGAGACAAAUUUCUAGACCGCGCGACGACCAAUUUUCUUCGUUCAUCGACAAAUAUUUACCGGAACGAACUCGAAACGAACGAUUGUCUUCUCGUCGGAGUAGCUCCGAUUGUCUAAACUAUCCAAGAGAUUAGCAGUAUCUUUUUUCGAUCGAUAUAAUUGGGCUAAUGAUAGAAGAAGAAAACGGCAAAAAAACGUUUCGUUGCGCGAACGGGAGGAUGAAUCCGCGAAGGUAUUCCCGAUUUGCGGUCGAGAGAUCACACGGAAGCGGUGGAGAUUACUCGGAUAUUCCACGAGCAACUGUGAGAACGCGGACGACGUUUCUUCGUGAAUUUAUUAGAUUGAGACGCUCUCACGCAAGCAUCCCAACGCGACGCUUUAACAGCCACGAUUUCUGUACCGUCAUUUCAGACGAUCGGAGACGCUUUCUAUCGUCUCGUCGUCGAUCCGUUGCCGAUCAAAUCCGUUAAAUCCUGGGGAAUAUUCGAAGGAAAUCGUGUCGAAGCGGACGCGGAGGAGCACGGAAAGCAUGAAUGAAAUCCGCUAGCGCGUGCCACUAGCGCGUGCUGGGAGGGAAGGGAAGAGAAGCCGCGUGAUGUGGACGCAGCCUAAACGUGGGUGGACGCGAUUCAUCUCCGGGGAGAAGGAGUUCCUUUGUGAACGAGCCAAAAGGGAAAACGAACGCGUUGCAUCGAACGCGUCGCGACGCGUCGUAGGCGGAGUCGAUCGUGACGAAAACACUGGAAACGCGCACAUGCGCCUUAUUAAGGAGCCACCCACAAUCACCGUACCAACGACACUCGCGCAUUGCCGAUCCUUUCAAUUUCGUAUACACACGAUUUUCCUCCUCGAACUAUACGUACUCGUACAUACAUAUAUCCUAAUGGGAAAAUGAUCGGCUCGAUAACCUAACGUUUGCCCGCGGAGGGCAGACGAACAAAACAAGACGUAACGACGCGAGAUCGUCGAGAGCGUUAUCGAGUUUUCGUCGAACGAUUCCACCGGUUUUUGUCGCGUACGCGAGUGGACCGCAAGUGGACCGAAUCCUCCCGUAUUCGACACCGAGACGGGAACUAUGCGACUGCAGCGAUGCGAAACAGUCGAGACAAAAAGGAGAGAGACUUUGCCAUUAGAGAUCGCCUCUCUCUCGAGUCCUUGAGCCUCGAGGCACGCACGUCCGAUCCUUGCACCUUUUUUCUCCUUCGUCCGUCGUAAAAACGUAACAGGGUCAACGAUCAAACUAAUAGUUACCCGAUAACACCUACAAAUACCCGGAAAAACGUUCGAUUUCGAAUAAACGAAUAAUUGAAAGCAAUGCACAGGAUCGCGGCGAGGUAAAUAAUCGCGAUGGGUGGGCGCUCUGCUCGCGUUUCGAAAACGGGUUGCAGGCACACCUUAUGGAUCCCCUAAGGACCACGGUAGCCCUAAGAACCGUAGGCCGUAGGGAGUCGGUCUCCUCUGUUGCCCCCAUAAGGUGGCACAGAGCUCCAACGGUGUGUGAGAAUCCAUUCCAGUCGAUUUCACAGGGGUUGCAGGGGGUCUAACUUUGAAUUUCGCUCUCGACCUCUUUCCCUCGCUCCAUCUUUUCUUUUUUUUUUUCUUUUCUUUCCCUCGCGCGUUUUCGAAUGUUUCUCGCGUGGCACACCUUCGAUCGACGCGGUGCAGCGUUCCUGAUCGAAACCCCGCUGGUGAACCCUAAAAAUAGGUUCGAAGAAAAUUAGGCCGUCGGCGUAUUAUACAAAGUACACGGCGUAAUAGAGUAGAUAGAUCCUCGUCGUUGUUAGCGCGAACGUUCCGUCUAUUUCGAUAUCCGUGGCGACGGACAGCGAAGGUAGACGAAAGAGACAGAAGGGGAGCAAAAGAUCGGAAGAGGUUAGGCGGAAAGGUUCCGGUAGCAAAGUAUCGCGUUAGGUCGGUAACGUUGGCCACGUAAGGGCACAUAGGUGGAUUAGGUUGUCGGACGAAAGGUUAAAUAGGUGCGAGAGGUAGCCGGAAGGUGGGUGUACUCGUUAGUGUAGGAUCCCGCCUACCGUCCAAUACGGUGGCUGGUUUCCCAGGGGACACCGUAGCCUCUCACGAGCGGCUUUUGUGGUCCCUUCUCCUUCGCCCCACGUACGGCACUCUUUCGCUUUCGGAAGGAGGACUCGGUGUGUCGUAGUGUCGCGAUAUGUUCGUGUUCGCUUUGCAUCGUGCGCGAUAAUAGGUAUGCUUGCUUGCUUACUUGCUUACUUACUUACUGCUAGCUUCCCGACUUACUUAGUGCGCGCUACACGCUCGAGUGUUCUUCUCCGCUUCGCUCGGUCGCGCUUAACCCGCUUGUUCGCCGUCGCGAUCCAUCGGCCGAUCCGUCAGUCGACGCGAUCGAACUAUCGGGGUCGGAUCGAUCGUCCUGCGACAGGAUCCUCUGCGCGGAUCUCUCCCGAGCACGUUUCCAAGAGAAACAGGAACAGAAACAGAGAGAGAGAGCUUGCGUCGUUUUCAAAGAACGAACCACCGACAACAGUGAA